GAAAACCAUUCCUGUUCGAAGCACAAUGGAAAUGUUUUGUAUCUGACGAAAUCAGCUCCGUGUCAGUUUAUCCACUCGAGACAAGUGCGCGCGCGCCUCCGCCCACUGCACGCGCAGACAGUCACCGACAGCACAGCGCAGGAUGACCGACGUUAUCCCGCUCCAGCCCGUCCGACGACCCAAAAGACACGACAGCAAACACAAACAUGGGUGUUGCCCGUGGUCGAGAUGCUGCGGCAUGGGCGAGCUGCGACCCCGCACCGUGUGGCUUGGCCACCCAGAAAAAAGAGAGCACCGGUACCCGAGAAAUGUCAUUAACAACCAGAAGUACAACUUCUUCACCUUCCUGCCUGGGGUGCUGUUCCAUCAAUUCAAGUACUUCUUCAACUUGUACUUUUUGCUUUUGGCCUGUUCUCAGUUUGUCAAUGAACUGCGUUUAGGUGCCCUGUACACCUACUGGGUUCCUUUGGGUGUUGUUUUGUUUGUUACCAUUAUGAGAGAGGCGAUUGAAGAAAUAAGAUGUUACCUUCGUGACAAAGAAGUUAAUUCACAGAUUUACAGCAAACUUUCGACUAAAGGAACAGUAAAGGUUAAAAGUAGUGGCAUUCAAGUUGGAGACCUUAUCAUUGUGGAAAAGAACCAGCGCGUUCCUGCUGACAUGAUCUUUUUAAGGACCUCUGAAAGAAAUGGCUCCUGUUUCCUGCGUACUGACCAGCUGGAUGGAGAGACAGACUGGAAACUACGCCUCCCAGUGGCCUGCACACAGAGACUUCCAGCUGCUGCUGAUCUUCUUCAGAUCAGGUCAUAUGUGUAUGCAGAAGAACCAAACAUAGAUAUCCAUAACUUUAUUGGAACGUUCACCAGGGAAGAUGGAGAUCCUCCAGUCAACGAAAGUCUGAGCAUUGAAAACACCCUGUGGGCCAGCACCGUGGUUGCUUCUGGCACUAUAGUGGGGGUUGUGAUUUACACUGGCAAGGAGCUGCGCAGUGUCAUGAACACUUCCAACCCAAAGCACAAGGUAGGCUUGUUUGACUUGGAAGUGAACUGUUUGACAAAGAUCCUGUUUGGCGCUCUGGUGGUGGUGUCGUUGGUCAUGGUGGCCCUCCAGCACUUUGCUGGUCGCUGGUAUCUCCAGAUUCUUCGCUUCUUACUGCUCUUCUCCAACAUUGUGCCCAUCAGUUUGCGUGUCAAUCUGGAUAUGGGAAAGAUGGUUUUCAGUUGGAUGAUUAAGAAAGACCCAAAGAUCCCUGGGACAGUGGUGAGAGCGAGCACCAUACCUGAGCAGCUUGGACGAAUCUCCUACCUGCUAACUGAUAAAACAGGUACUCUCACCCAAAAUGAAAUGGUGUUUAGGCGGCUCCAUCUUGGAACUGUGGCAUAUGGGAUGGACUCGAUGGAUGAAGUACAGAGCCACGUGUUCAGCGCUUAUACGCAGCCCACCCAUGAUCUUCCAGUUUCCAGAGCUCCACCAACCACUAAGGUCCGCAAAACCAUCAGCAGUAGAGUCCAUGAGGCUGUGAAGGCCAUCGCCUUGGUGCACAAUGUGACUCCCGUCUAUGAAUCCAACGGUGUAACAGAUCAGGCUGAGGCUGAACAGCAUUAUGAAGACACCUGUAGAGUCUACCAGGCUGCCAGCCCAGAUGAGGUGUCGCUGGUGCAGUGGACUGAAAGUGUUGGUCUGACACUAGUGGGAAGGGACCAGUCUUCCAUGCAGCUGCGGACCCCUACUGGCCAAAUUUUGAACUUCACCAUCCUGCAGAUAUUCCCUUUCACCUACGAGAGCAAAAGGAUGGGCAUCAUAGUGCGAGAUGAAUCGACAGGAGAGAUCACUUUUUACAUGAAGGGUGCAGAUGUGGUAAUGGCAGGAAUUGUCCAGUACAAUGACUGGCUCGAAGAGGAGUGUGGAAAUAUGGCAAGAGAAGGUCUGAGAGUGCUUGUAGUCUCAAAGACGUCCCUGACGGAGGAGCAGUAUCAAGACUUUGAGGCACGUUAUGUUCAGGCCAAACUCAGCGUCCAUGACCGCUCUCUGAAAGUGGCCACGGUGAUUGAGAGUUUGGAGAUGGAAAUGGAGCUGCUUUGUCUGACUGGAGUGGAAGACCAGCUCCAGACCGAUGUCAGGCCCACCCUGGAAAUCCUCCGAAAUGCAGGCAUUAAGGUUUGGAUGCUGACAGGAGACAAGCUUGAAACAGCCACUUGCACAGCCAAGAAUGCCCAUUUGAUCACCCGCAGCCAGGACAUCCAUGUCUUCAGACCUGUGACGACACGAGGGGAGGCCCACCUGGAGCUCAAUGCUUUCAGGAGAAAACAUGACUGUGCACUGGUGAUAUCAGGGGACUCACUUGAGGUGUGUCUGAAAUAUUACGAGUAUGAGUUCAUGGAGCUUGCGUGCCAGUGUCCUGCUGUGGUUUGCUGUCGAUGUGCGCCGACUCAGAAAGCUCAGAUAGUCCGACUGCUGCAGGAGCGCACAGGCAAACUCACCUGUGCUGUCGGGGAUGGAGGAAACGAUGUCAGCAUGAUCCAGGAAGCAGACUGUGGCGUGGGAGUAGAAGGAAAAGAAGGAAAACAGGCAUCAUUGGCUGCUGACUUCUCCGUGACUCAGUUCAAACAUUUAGGCCGUCUCCUUAUGGUCCAUGGACGGAACAGCUACAAGAGAUCUGCAGCCCUCAGCCAGUUUGUCAUCCACAGGAGCCUGUGCAUUAGCACCAUGCAGGCAGUUUUCUCUUCUGUUUUCUACUUCGCUUCAGUCCCUCUGUACCAAGGAUUCCUGGUUAUUGGCUACUCCACUGCCUACACCAUGUUUCCGGUAUUUUCCCUUGUAUUGGACAAAGAUGUGAAGUCAGAGGUUGCCAUGUUGUACCCAGAAUUAUACAAAGACCUUUUGAAGGGUCGGCCACUUUCUUUCAAGACAUUUCUGAUAUGGGUCCUAAUAAGUAUCUACCAAGGAAGCAUCAUUAUGUACGGGGCGAUGCUGCUCUUUGAGUCGGAGUUCGUCCAUAUUGUGGCCAUUUCCUUCACAUCUCUUAUUCUGACGGAGCUGCUGAUGGUGGCCCUGACCAUCCAGACGUGGCACUGGCUCAUGAUUGUGGCCGAGCUCCUCAGUUUGGCCUGUUACAUUGCUUCACUCGUCUUCUUGCACGAGUUCAUAGAUGUUUACUUCAUCACCACAGUGUCGUUCCUGUGGAAGGUGACAGUCAUCACACUGGUGAGCUGUCUGCCCCUCUACAUCCUCAAGUACCUGCGGAGACGCUUUUCCCCACCCAGCUACUCCAAACUGACCUCUUAAGGAGCAGCGAGAUGCCUCCGACCCGGUUUACCGAAGAGCAUCUUCAUCCUACACGCCCUGCACUUAGUCCAGAGGGUCCAGUGGAUGUAUCCUCUUUAAUUUAUUCUGAAAGGGUCCAUUUUUAAACGUGCAAAAGUCUUUGCUCGACGCUCAGACUCACGGAUACUGUACUGAGCAGACAAGCCGCAGUGAAUUAUGGGUCGAUUCAUUUUGAUGCCUGAUGGUUAAUUUUAUUUAAUUUGCUGUCUGAUGUACUGCACGAAUAAUGAGGUAAAGCAUUUUCUCAAGAUGUGUACAUAAUCUUGGUGGAAUAAUGGAGUGCCAUAUGGCUGUUUAGGUCUAUUUAUUAAAACAAAAAACAUUUAAAAAUCAUGGGGAUCCAGGAUUUACUUUUUUAGAUUUGGUUUGUCAUUUUGUACGAUUCAUCGUAAAUUGUAAAGCUGUUUUCUGACGUUGCUGCAGAAUUCCCACUGACGAGUUGAUGCACACUCUCCUUAAACAGUGAUUUCUAAAUGGAGUUUGAGAGUUAUGUGGUUCAAAAAAAAUUUUUUUUUACUGGCCAGACUUUGCAUUAAAAACACAAGUCUGCAAGUUGUGUGUUUGUUUAUGCGUCAGCCCGACGCUACACGGUGGAGGUGGCGCGGCUGUUUAUUUUAGCAUGACCCACUGUGUCUGCUGUUAAAUCUAUCUUUGUGACGGUAGAGUGUUUGUGGAACGCAGUCACAGCAGCCACAAAGGGCUGCUGGGUAUUUGCAGCUGAAGGAGCCGCGCGUCCGCGGAGUCCAGCCUCUGGUGUGGCCGGUGCUUCAGCAGCACACUGUGACUCACUGUAACUCACUGUAACACCGACCUCAAGCCAAACCUGAAAAUACUCCCAACAAGCGACACCCCCCCCCCCCCCACCCACCCAAAAAAAAAACCUUGGUGUUGUCUAAUCCAGAAGCUUCUCACUGCACUAACCUGCACUGUUUAUGCAUGAAGAAGAAAAUAAAAAGAGAAGCCAAAACUCUCAAGUACAAACCUUAACACAAAUGAAUAAUGUCACUGCACUUACAGGAAAAACUGGAACAGUACUGCUGUGUGUGGACUCUUCAUAUUUAAAUUAUUGGUCAUAUGGUGGAGAUUCUGUAAAGUUAGCAAGUAUUAGAUUAACACUUUCCCUGUUUUUUUUUUUUUUUUUUAAAAAGUAUCUUCAUUCUGUUAAAAUGAUUGUCAUGUGUCAGAGCAUUCAGGUGCCAUAGUUAUUGUUUUUCUAACACUUAUUUAAACUCCCAACUGGUUUGCAGAGAAUUUUUGUUUUGUACAACUGAUGGUUCUAUUUUUUAUGUUGUAAUGCAAUAAUCAAAACAUAAAUUAUUGCUAAAAUCUGUUUAUUUUCUUGUAAAUAACUUUUUUCUGUUUAUUAACCUUUUUUUGUUAACAAUUGCACUCCGAUGAGCAGAACAAAAAGGGAUUGUGUUGUCAACAUUGUGAUGAUGAUGGUGAUGAUUAAUAAAUCUGUUUUUGUUAUUG
Messenger RNA from Thalassophryne amazonica, 4795 nucleotides. RefSeq names its product probable phospholipid-transporting ATPase IIA. The transcript has 28 exons. Gene Ontology annotation, biological process: endocytosis; retrograde vesicle-mediated transport, Golgi to endoplasmic reticulum; phospholipid translocation. NCBI's taxonomy places the organism in Eukaryota, Metazoa, Chordata, Actinopteri, Batrachoidiformes, Batrachoididae. Gene Ontology annotation, cellular component: plasma membrane; trans-Golgi network; endosome. Gene Ontology annotation, molecular function: ATP binding; magnesium ion binding; ATP hydrolysis activity. The coding region runs from base 143 to 3283 and encodes 1046 amino acids. The record is from RefSeq and is a predicted model, not a curated record.